AUGGGCGCUUGCAUGUCAUCAGGGGGAGUUCAGGUCGACAUUUCUGAGGAGGACAAGCGGCGGAACAGAGAAGUCGAGAAGGAUCUCCGAGAAGCGCGAACCAAGAUGGCCGCGCAGGUGAAGGUCCUGCUCCUUGGCUCCGGUGACUCCGGAAAGUCGACCAUCCUCAAGCAAAUGCGCCUCAUCCACAAGGUGCCUUUCACUCCCCAAGAGAUCGAACAGUACCGCCAACUCGUCUUCAACAACCUAACCAAUGGUUUUGUCUACCUCCUCGACGCCAUGGAAGACAUGGAGCUCGAGGUUGAGGACGACAAUCAGAAGCACCUCGAGUUGAUUCGGAGCGCUCCUGACCUUCGGGAUAACCAAGUAUUCCCACCGGAUUUCUUCGAGCCCCUCAAGUCGCCAUGGGCAGACAAGAAUGUGCAGACGGCGUACGAGCGCGGAAACGAAGCAGCUCUACCAGAAAACCUCUCAUACUUCUUCCCCGACCUCGACCGCCUUUUUGAACCUUCAUAUCAACCCACCGAGCAAGACAUCGUUCAAUGCAGAGCGCGGACCAUCGGUAUCACGGAGACCACCUUCCAACUGAAGGACCACGAGAUGUUGAUGGUGGACGUUGGUGGACAGAAGAGCGAGCGGCGGAAGUGGAUACAUUGCUUCCAGGACGUGACGAGCAUUCUGUUCCUGGUCAGCUUAAGCGGGUACGAUCAGUGUUUGGUGGAGGACAAGGAUGCGAACCAAAUGCAGGACGCAAUGACCAUUUGGGACUCAAUAUGUCAUUCUCAAUGGUUUAAGCAGACUUCAAUAAUAUUAUUCCUGAACAAAAACGACCUCUUCGAGAAGAAGAUCGCGCAUUCAGACAUCAAAAACUUCUUCCCGGACUUUGAAGGUGAAUCGGGUGACCCCAAGGCUGGCCGCGACUACUUCCGGAAACGAUUUACCAAGCUCGCCCAGAAGGCUGGCCGGGGGAAAGAGCGGGAGAUAUAUAUUCACACGACGACCGCGACGGAUACGGAGAUGCUUCGGGUAGUGAUGGCUGCUGUUGAAGGUGCGUGUUAA
Messenger RNA from Coniophora puteana RWD-64-598 SS2, 1059 nucleotides. Its product is annotated as guanine nucleotide-binding protein alpha-2 subunit. Gene Ontology annotation, biological process: G protein-coupled receptor signaling pathway. The transcript has 9 exons. Gene Ontology annotation, cellular component: heterotrimeric G-protein complex. Gene Ontology annotation, molecular function: G protein-coupled receptor binding; guanyl nucleotide binding; G-protein beta/gamma-subunit complex binding. Bases 1 to 1059 code for a protein of 352 amino acids. Lineage: Eukaryota; Fungi; Basidiomycota; Agaricomycetes; Boletales; Coniophoraceae. The record is from RefSeq and is a predicted model, not a curated record.